Betta splendens (Siamese fighting fish) is the source of this 2624-nucleotide messenger RNA. Its product is annotated as WAP, Kazal, immunoglobulin, Kunitz and NTR domain-containing protein 2-like. The record is from RefSeq and is a predicted model, not a curated record. The transcript has 2 exons. Bases 373 to 2079 code for a protein of 568 amino acids. Gene Ontology annotation, cellular component: extracellular region. NCBI's taxonomy places the organism in Eukaryota, Metazoa, Chordata, Actinopteri, Anabantiformes, Osphronemidae. Gene Ontology annotation, molecular function: protein binding; serine-type endopeptidase inhibitor activity.
UAAACGGGGUUACCAGCAAUUAUUUUAACAGGCAGGUGCCCCAGCACGAAGCUUCCCACUGACUUUCAGAGACAGCUCCUAGGUGACACGAGUAAACUUGGCGAGUGGCGUUAGCGGCGGUGGCUGCAGAUGGGUGGUAUAAAUAGAGCAUCGCCGGUGCAGGAGUGGGAUAACAAACCGGAUUGAUCAGCUGACGCGCACCGCCCUGACUCGCAGACUCACACGCGCGCGUGAUUUGUUCGUUCGUCUUUAACCUUCUUUCGUCUCCUCUUCGACCUGCUGGAUCACACAACUCUCACAGCUGCUUUGCUGAUUUUUUUUUUUUUUUUUUUGAAAUCUCCUCCACUUGUUGAGCGUCGUUCCGCCCUGGAGAUGUGGCGGAUGCUGUUUCCACGGUGGAUCUGUUUCCUGGCGUGCGCGUCUGUGUGGAUGGAGGCGCGGGUCCGAGCUCUGCCCCGCAUCACCUACUCCCACGCGGGCAUCUGCCCCAAUGACAUGAACCCCAACCUGUGGGUGGACGCCAUGAGCACCUGCACGCGCGAGUGCGAAUCUGACCAGGAGUGCGAGCCCUUCGAGAAGUGCUGCCAGAACGUGUGCGGCACGCGGAGCUGCGUGGCCGCGCGCUACGUGGACGGGAACAAGGGUCCCGUGGGGAUGCCCGACGAGGCCACGUGCGCCAGCUUCAUGUGCCCGCAGCAGGGGUCCGAGUGCGACGUGUGGGACGGCCAGCCCGUGUGCAAAUGCCGGGACCGGUGCGAGAGGGAGCCCCACUUCACGUGCGCCUCCGACGGCAUGACCUACUACAACAAGUGCUACAUGGACGCGGAGGCGUGCUCCAAGGGCGUCGUCCUCACCGUGGUCACGUGCCGCUUCCACCUCACCUGGCCGAACACCAGCCCCGCGUUGCCCCGGGCGACCACCCCGGGCCCCACCACCGCGCCGCAGGCGACCAGCUUCUCCGUGCCGCCCGCGGCGCCCGUCCUCGUGGGCGGCCCCACCCUCCAGACGGUGAGCGUGGGCGACACGGCCAGCUUCCUGUGCGACGUGACGGGCGCCCCGCGGCCGGACGUCACCUGGGAGAAGCGGCUGCCCGAGGGCGCGGAGCGGGUGGUGAUGAGCCCCAACCACGUGCGUGGGAACAUGGUGGUCACCAACAUCGGCCAGCUGGUCAUCUACAACGCACAGCCGCGAGACUCGGGCGUCUACACGUGCACGGCGCGGAACCCGUCCGGCUCGGUGAGGGCCGACCACCCACUCGCCGUCCUGCCCCCGGACCCACGCCCGGCAGAGGACACGGACACCCGCUGCCCGCCCGCGGGGUGCGUGAAACCCCCGGAUGACCCGCGGGGCUGCGGGAGUGAGCUGGAGAAAGUCUCCUGGUACUUCGAGGCGAACAACAACAGCUGCUUGGCCCACGCCCACUGCCACGGCGGUGGGGAGGUGAUGGAGACGCACGAGGAGUGCAUGCGGUGCUGCGGCCCGGAGCUGUCGGGCCCGUGCGGCCUCCCCAGCCUGCAGGGGCCCUGCAAAGCGUACGAGCCGCGCUGGGCCUACAGCGGCGCCCUGCGGCAGUGCCGCUCCUUCAUCUACGGGGGCUGCGAGGGCAACGGCAACAACUUCGAGUCGAGGGAGGCGUGCGAGGAAGCGUGCCCCCACCCCACGCGCCACCGCUGCAAAGCCUGCAAGCCGAGGGGCAAGAUGGUGGCGAGCUUCUGCCGCAGCGACUUCGCGAUCGUGGGCCGCAUGACGGACGUGACGGAGGAGCGCGACUCCGGCCACGCGCUCGUGGCCGUGGAGGAGAUCCUGAAGGACGACAAGAUGGGCCUGCGCUUCCUGGGCCACGAGCCCCUGGAGGUCACCUUCGUCAACGUGGACUGGAGCUGCCCGUGCCCGAACGUCACGGGCGCCGCCGCGGAGGGGCCGCUCAUCGUCAUGGGCGACGCGCGCGACGGCGUGGCCGUGAUCCAGCCGGAGAGCUACGUGGGCGCGUCCAGCCCGCGGCGCGUGCGGAAGCUGAGGGAGCUCGCCUCCAAGAGCGCGUGCGACAUCCUCAAAGCGAUGACUCCCAGCCCCGAGUAGAGCAGCCGCAUUUGCAUAUUCUGCGACCCCGCGUUCUCAGCAUUCGUGGUUCUGUUUCGACUUGUUUCGAGUUUUUUUGUUUUUCCUUCCUGCCGCAUUUAACGAAUUAAUCGGGCUGCGUCGGAUCGGGACCGCCGUGAUGUGGGGCUGCGUGCACGCGCAGAAGUGCGUGCGCCGCGUUGCUGCUGUUGAUUGAAAUACCACGCGCGCAGGAGACAUUCAUCACGAUAAAGCCCACAGACUGUGUCAAUCACCUCUCCUGCCUGCAGCAAAUGGAGCCUGCAGACGCGCACCGAGGAACCCAACAGCCAUAAUUAGAUUAGGAUCCAUUAUCAGUCUAUUUAUUGUAUAAUAUGUAUUAUUAAGCUUAUUGUUCUGCCAACGUUCUUAAAAAUUGAACCUAAGCUCAUCAAAUUCAUACAUUGGUUGUAACAUAUUUUAUUAAUCACUUUUUUACUUUUAUAUAUUUAUUAUUAAACCCUUUUUUACUUCUGUGACGUGUAAAGAAUGAAGAUGAAUAAAUAAAUAAACAUGUUACAUUUUUC